This is a messenger RNA of Aureobasidium vineae, 1215 nucleotides long. The record is from the annotation of a GenBank genome assembly. Lineage: Eukaryota; Fungi; Ascomycota; Dothideomycetes; Dothideales; Saccotheciaceae.
AUGUUCCGACAGCUCCUGAAACGGCUGCAACUGUCCAACAAGGUGCAACUGCUUGACCAUGUCCCUGACAAGGCCGUUACGCGUGUCACGACUCUCGUCUCCGAUCUGCAGGAAGUGCUCGGUGCAGACAUUAUCAAGGCCAAACUUGAGAAAGGCGAAACCGUCUCUCUGUACUGGGGAACUGCAACUACUGGCCGAUCCAUGGCUUCCUUGACAACUAAGCAGAAGUCUGACUCUUUCAAGGCACCUAUCGAGCUUGUCAAGUUCCGUGCCGAAUACUACCGCCACUGCAUCACAAGUCUUCUGAAGGCCGUUGGUGUGUCCAUUGAGAAGCUUGAGUUCGUCCUCGGCUCGUCUUACCAGCUUACUCCCGAGUUCAACAUGGACAUGUACCGUCUCCACAGUAUUGUCAGCUCACACGAUGCAAAGAGAGCUGGCGCCGAGGUCGUCAAACAGACUGACAGUGCCCCUUUGAGUGCAUUGAUCUACCCCAUCAUGCAGUGUCUCGAUGAGCAGUACCUCGACGUUGACGCUCAAUUCGGCGGUGUUGACCAGAGAAAGAUCUUCGCUCUUGCAAAGGAGAUCCUUCCAAAGGUCGGCUUCAGAGAGCGUGCCCACUUGAUGAACAGUAUGGUUCCUGGUCUUACAGGAGGCAAGAUGUCGAGUUCCGACCCUGACUCAAAAAUCGACCUUUUGGACGGACCCGAGAUCGUCAAGAAGAAGCUCAAGAAGGCUGUCGCUGCUCCCAAGGUUGUCGAGGACAACGGUGUCCUCAGCUUCGUCGAGUACGUUCUCCUCCCCAUCUCUGCUCUCCAAACCGGCGAGCCCAAGUUCGUCGUCGAGCGCAGAGAAGGCGAACCCCUCGUCUACACCUCCAUCGCACAGAUGCACUCCGACUACCGCGAGGAUAUCCUGUCUCCCCAGAUCCUCAAGCCUGCUGUUACCGAUGCUCUCAACAAGCUGCUCGAGCCCAUCCAAGCAGACUUCCAGGCCAACGAGGAGUGGCAGAAGGUUGAGAAGUUGGCUUACCCUCCCCCUCCCGCCCCUGAGAAGAAGGUCAAGGUCAAGAAGGACAAGGGUUCCAGAUUCCCUGGUGCUGCCAAGAAGGAUGUUGUUGCUCAGCCUGAUGGUCAUGUUGAGGGUCCUGGCAGUGCUGAAGUCAAUGUCGGCAAGGCUGAGGAGGGCCUCAAGAACCUGGAUGUCGAGGAGAAGUAG